Mizuhopecten yessoensis (Yesso scallop) is the source of this 3080-nucleotide messenger RNA. RefSeq names its product splicing factor 1-like. Gene Ontology annotation, cellular component: nucleus. Bases 89 to 1915 code for a protein of 608 amino acids. Gene Ontology annotation, molecular function: zinc ion binding; mRNA binding. NCBI's taxonomy places the organism in Eukaryota, Metazoa, Mollusca, Bivalvia, Pectinida, Pectinidae. The record is from RefSeq and is a predicted model, not a curated record. The transcript is spliced from 13 exons. Gene Ontology annotation, biological process: regulation of mRNA splicing, via spliceosome.
CGAAUUUAAUAUCACAUAACGUCAGAAAAACGUCCGCCAUUUCUAAGGGUACUUGUGAUGUAAAAUACAGCAGCAUAAUUUCGAGAAAAUGUUUACACCACAGGGAAAGAGACCUGCAGAUUUAGCAUCUGGAGGCUGGUCCAAUGGAUCUGGUAAUGGUGAAUCAGACAGGAAGAAGAAGAGGAAGAGUCGAUGGGCAACAGAUACAGACGUGGACAAGACAGUAAUUCCUGGCAUGCCAACAGUUAUUCCAACCGGCAUGAGUAACAUACAGGAAAAACAGUAUCUAUUGCACCUCCAAAUCGAAGAGAUUAGUCGCAGACUGCGGACAGGGGACCUGGGAAUUCCACCCAAUCCAGAAGACAGGUCUCCAUCACCUGAGCCAAUCUACAACAAUGAGGGAAAGAGGCUGAACACCCGUGAGUACAGAACCAGAAAAAAACUGGAAGAAGAGCGCCACAAACAUGUUCAGGAAGCCAUGGACCUCAACGAUGAGUACAAACCUCCUGCUGAUUACAAGCCACCAGUGAUACGAGUCAAUGACAAGGUCAUGAUACCCCAGGAAGAGAACCCAGAGAUCAACUUUGUUGGUCUUCUCAUUGGACCUCGAGGAAAUACACUCAAGAAUUUGGAAAAGGAGACGGGGGCCAAGAUUAUCAUCCGAGGGAAGGGAUCAGUGAAGGAGGGAAAGAUUGGACGUAAGGACGGACAACCCCUGCCAGGGGAGGAUGAACCCUUACAUGCUUACGUCACUGCCAACAACCCGGAAAACGUCAAAAAGGCUGUAGAAAAGAUAAAGGAGAUUAUAACUCAAGGUAUAGAAGUUCCAGAAGGACAGAACGAUCUUCGGCGCCAACAACUACGAGAAUUGGCUUUACUCAACGGAACUCUCAGGGAAAACGACGGCCUGGCGAAACUUAAACAGUUACAACAGGCCCAGACAAUUAUCACCAACACAAUAAUCUGUUCUGUGUGUGGUGGAACUGGCCACAUAGCCCAGGACUGUAAAGCUAAACGACCAGGUGACACGCUGAGAAUAACUUCACCUACCCCUGCAAUCAACCAGGUAGACAAGGCAAAGAUGGACAGUGAGUACAUGUCACUCAUGGCAGAGCUUGGAGAAGGACCGCCCCCCUCACAACAAAAGCCUAACCAUCCACAGCAACAACACUUCCGACCCCAUAUGAACCACCCUCCUCCCAACCCUAUGGGAGUGAAUCCUCCAUGGCAGCAGAACACAAUGCAGAGACCUGGUCCACCCCCAAUGAUGAGAAUGAACCACAACCAUGUGUCGCAGCAGAAUCAACCACCAGUUCAGCAGCAACAGCAGCAGUUUAUGCACAGACAGCCCCAUGGUGGAAUGGGUAUGCCCAUGGGAUCCAUGCCCCCCACACAGAUGCAGCCACCCCCAGGGCAGAUGUCAGGGCCAAUCUGUCCACCUCCACAGUCACAAUUCAACUCGUCUGCUGGGCCAGUACCACCUCCGUGGCAGCAGUCUGUUAACGCGGUGCCUACACAGAGCAGUUCCAACACCACUGCAGUCAUGGGAGUUCCACCUCCUUCACUGCUGACGGCCCCACCCCCUCCCCCACCAAGCAGUCAGCCCCCAAAUUCUAUGUCAUGGAUGCAGCCGCCACAAAAUACAGGAGUACCUCCUCCCCCGCCUGCAACGUCGGCAGGAACUUCAUCUCCGUGGGCUGUGACAGCACCUCCCCCACCCCCUUCACAGCUUGCACCUUGGCAGCAGCAGGGAGGCCAUGGACCCAACCCUGUGGCCCCACCUCCCCCACCUCCUAGUCAGCCUGGAGGCUACAACCCCAUACCACCCCCUCCCCCUCCAGGAGGAUUUGACAUGAACAAUAUGGGUGGGUUAAACCAAAUGCUGGUAUCGCCCCCGCCACCUCCACCCAACUGAUCAUACGUAGCAUGAUCUCUUGGGGGACAGGGGAGCAGCGAGUAUUCCAGGAUAUCAUCAACUUAGGAAAAUGUGUUUGUUUGAAAAAUGGUAGAGGUUUUCUUCGAAAUAGCAGAUUGUAUACCAAUUGUAUGUGCACAUUAGAUAAAGCUAGAAUAAAAUAUGAGCAGGAAAUCACAUUAUUUAUAUGGAAAAAAGGUCAAAUUAAUGUUUGCUAUACAUGAGUUGUAAAUUAACAGAAUCUACUGUAUUCAUGAUAAGCGGGUAAUACUAUUCUGUAUUCUUGAUGAAAAUACACCAUCAAUAAAAAUUUGAUAGAGAAUACUACAGGAUGUUAUAAUAUCAUAUUUAUUUGAAAAUCAUAACUGAUAUGCACGAAAAUUGGAUUCAAAAUUAUGUAACACUAAUAUUUUGAAACUUUAAGACGAUGAGAAAAAUAAUUGAUCAAAUGUAUGAAGGCAACAGCUAAUAAUACCUGAUAUUCAGUGGUGAAAUCUCUACUUGUUAUUGGCUACUGUGCAGUUUUAGUUAAGAAAAAUGCAGCACAAAAAUGUGAUGUAAUACAUGUAUUGGAGAAUUUUCAUACCACAUAUUACCUGAAAUUAGGAAUGAGCAAAAAUGUUCAAACUUCAAAAAAAUCAACCUGUACAUUAGCUGAAUUUCUAAACAUUUCAUUUUCUAUUUUGUUCUAGUAAAUCAUGGAAUUUGGCAGUGAAAUGUUAUAUUUCUGUGUGCAUUGCAGUAAUGCAAAAAAAAAGUAUUGCAAAUUUCAAACAUACAAGCACUAAAACGUCAGUAAACUGGAUGAAAACUAGUCUAAAUGGUUCACUAUAAGUUUUAAUAGGAGACUUACAAUUUAGCUUUAAGAAUAUAUUACACAAUGACAAAGUUAGUGCAGAGUAUAUUCUGUCUUGUACAUACAUUGAAAAAAGUGUUAGGUCUGAAGAGAAAUGAUUGCCAUUUUAUAUUUUUAAGUUAGCAUGUUGAUGAUUUGCUCAAUAAUUUGACAUUCUUUAAUCUUUUAAAGCUUCACCUACCUUUCAUUGUCCAUUAUUUCAGCAUAUUUAUACUGUAAAUUAAUUUUCAUUUCACAAUGCAUUUUUUAAGUUUUAAUUGUAGUAAUAUAAUUGGGAGUUGUCAAGAAAAAAUCUUGAGACUUUCAUAU